Molecule: messenger RNA, 2070 nt
Organism: Entrophospora sp. SA101
Lineage: Eukaryota; Fungi; Glomeromycota; Glomeromycetes; Entrophosporales; Entrophosporaceae
Source: the annotation of a GenBank genome assembly
AUGUCUAACACUAAAAUUAACAAUAAUAAUAAAUCAACCGUAUUAGAUACGCCUUGUUUAAAUGAUUUAGAAGAAGGGAACGAAUUUGAACAGCAAGAACCUUCUCCUUGGUCUCAAUCGCCUGCGCCUUCACCUAUUAUCACAUCAGAACUAAAUACCAAUCCUUUUUUUCAAACGAUACCAGAAAUUGACGAAGAUGCAUUUGAUCCUUCUUCAUCGUCUUCAUCGCCAUCUUCCUCGCACUCUGCUACAAUUUGUCAAUCUACUUUUUUAAAAAACAACAACAUCUAUUCCAUUGUGCACAUUCCUCUUAUUCAUCCAACCACCGCAAAAAGUCAUCCCUCUUCAAAUACAAUCCAUUCCCCAGUUCCAAUCGCAAUACUCUCGUUCCUAUCUCCUAUUGUUCCAUUCCCUUCAAUUCUUUUGAAAUCUCUUAGAUCUCUGGCUCCUUUUUUAGCAACUACUCUAUCGACUUCAAUGAUUUAUCAACAAUCCACUAAACAAUUAUCAUCCUAUGCUUCUUCAUUGCAAAAAGAUGGUGUUGAUGUUGAAGAAGACUCUUGUAGUUUCUCGUCUUUAUCUGCAUCAGAUAGUGAUUCUUCUUCAUCUAAAUGGGAAUAUGCCACCAUUUUUUCAAUGACUGAUUAUGAUCAUAUUGACUUGGACGGAAAUAUUAAUAAUGGCAAUAAUGUUAGGGACGAUGAAAAUGUUUAUAACGAUAAAAUUGAUACUUUAAUGAACCAUGAUAAUCAAUCAGGUGUUGAUAAUGACAAUUAUAAUCAAAGCGUAAUUAAUAAUACAAAUGUUACGAAUUAUGACUAUUCAGCUUCGCCAACAAAUUUGGGCAAAUCACCAUCAACUGAAAAUGAUGGUUCAAGGAAUGAUAUUAUUAAUGAAAACAUCAAAAACAGUCCCUCUAACAAAUUUAAAAUUUCUCGUGGGGCUUCAUUACCAACUUAUUAUUCUAAUGAUUAUAAAUGCAAUAAAAAACGUAGGAGACGUAGUUCCUCAAGAAAUUUCUCGGACGCAAAUUUUGCCACAAAAAAUAAAAAUAUUAAUAAAGAUUGUGAUGGUGAUUGUACAUGGGUUAAUAUGCGACUGUUGAAAUAUACUGGUAAGCGUAUCGAUAGUUUGCUAGGUCAUGGUUGGAUAGAGGUGGUACAUCAAGACGAUAGAUCGUCGGUAUGGGAAAUGUGGAAUAGAACAUUUUCAAGAGGUGAAGGCUCUAGUGCCGAGUAUCGUAUACGUAGAUUCGAUGGACAGUAUCGCUGGUUCUUGGGUCGUGCUGGUCCGUUAAGAGAUGCUAGAGGUGUCAACAUUCGUUGGUUUGGAACUUGUACCGAUGUGCACGAUCAAAAAUUAUCCGAGAAACUACAAAGUCGUCAGAUACACAUCGAGGCUAAUGAGAAAAAGUAUCGUUUGUUGGCUGAUGCUAUACCACAAAUAGUUUUCACUGCAACACCUAAAGAAGGUAUCAAUUAUGUCAAUAAGAAAUGGAUUGCUUAUUCUGGUCAGACAGAUGAACAGGCAAAGAAUCUAGGAUUUCUGUCACAUGUUUUUCCAGAGGAUAGAGUGCAUUGUUGUUUGCCAGAGGUGAAGGAUGCACUAGAUGAGAUUGGUCUUUCAUACACCACUGAAGUUCGCUUGAUGAACGCAGAAGGUGAAUACAGAUGGUUUUUGGUUAAGUGUAUUAGUGUAGAAGUAUCCGAACAAGGUAGAAUAUGGUUUGGCACUUGUACUGACAUCAAUGAUCAUAAAUUGGUUGAACAGAAACUUCAAGAAGCUCAUGAUGCAGCUAAAAAAUCAACUGAAAGCAAAACUCAAUUCUUGUCUAAUAUGUCUCACGAAAUUCGAACACCACUUAUAGGUAUUACUGGCAUGAUAAAUUUUAUGCUGGCAACCAAUUUAACAACAGAACAAAUGGAUUAUGCACAUACCAUACAACAAUCAGCAGACGCUUUAUUAUUAGUGAUAAAUGAUAUAUUGGAUUUGAGUAAGGUGGAAGCAGGGAUGAUGAAAUUGGAGAUGGAACCUUUUUUAAUGCGUUUGUAUGUUUGUAAAAAUAUGUAG